CAAAAUGGCAGCGCACACAUGAUAACAACCCAAACAGAAAUGUUUUAUUUUGAAAUUUACAAGAAAAUCUGUAACCGUCUACUGUAGUAGACAUGUGCGAUCGAGUGCCAUUCAUUAGGAACUAUGGCCUCCAUAUCACAAUCCAGUCGAUCACACCGUUCCUCCAUAACCAGAGAGGGGGAGGAAACUAUUGCUCUGAUGUACAAGAGUUUCAGCAACAAUUUACUUCUCGGACAGUGGGAGUUGGCAAGAGCAUGUCUUUCACAACUUCGCAACGACUGUCAUGAAAUUGGCGUUGACAUCAAGGAUGUGUUACGCAAAGUAGCAGCAUAUCCAUUUAAUUCAAGUUAUGGCUCAGCAUCCCUCAGCAGUCCUCAUGAAUUAUCAUGGCUGUGUCUUCUUGAAUGCAGACAACUGGAAGACUGGAGCGAAAAUAAGAAUGAAUCCUCCAGUUACUUGACCAAAGAGAUAGAAUUCAGAUUGUUACUGACACAAACAUGUCAAGAUGUAGAUUCAGAAGUCAUUAAAGACUUGUAUCUGUGGUUCAGGCACAUCCACUCAACUCCACCCACCUCGUCACAGAGAGCAUCUCCUCUGUCCAAGGUCACCCUGACCCACAUUCAACAUGUUCUCCUGACCUCACCAUCACAGGGGUUUGCCCUCAUCUCCUCCCUCACAUGUCCACAAACCCAUGAGAGGUCAGAACAAAAACGCCAAAAACAACGGAGUAAUGAAGAGCGCAACAGCGAAAACCUCCAAGGUGUUUACAUCACCUGUAUCAACAAACUGCUUGACGACCUGUCUAAGUGUCCUAGCAAAGAAAGAACAAAAUGUGAACAGAUUUGUGACCAGGUGUAUAUACUGUUGUCAUUUUACGACCCGGUACCAUUUUGGAACUACUCUCAGCUGCAGCAGUUGUUCACACGGUUGCUGCAGCUGUGUCAACAGCAUGACCGCAGCAUCAAGAAGGACAAGAUACUCUCUGUGUUGCUGGGCAGGGACUGUCCAUAUCUGGUGGAGACAUUUUGCAAGUUGGACCAUGAGCUGAGUUUAGCAUCAAAACUAAAGCACAGUGGAACUGACCUGACAGAAAGUGAAAGGGAUGUGAUUCACUUGUUUCGAGGUCUUGAUAGUGAAGAUUGUUGGAGGAACCUCUUUUUGCUCUCCACUCAGAGACAGAGGCAUUUCCUGCAGAUGGUGUUGGAAACUUCACUCAGUUUGAUACGAUGUGAACAAUUUGAAGAACUGAAGGACUUACUGAGACCGACAGAGUUGCAGCCCCUUAAACCAGUAGUCUUGUUGCUUGGUUGGUCCCUGUGUACUACUUCAACUGUUGCCAGGAAGCUGUUGGAUGUUCUUUGGGAUGAAAAGACGCCAUGUCGGCAUCCUGCUCUGGCUGCUGGUUGCCGCAAGUUGGCAUAUCAGAUUGACCUUAUUCAGUGGUGCCUUGAUAGAACCAAACCUCUUCUGGAGUCAAGUGGCGUCGGUGUGACUAACCAAGAGCGAGCGACCCAUCUUCUACAGGGCCUGGAGGCUCACUCAGUGUUGUUUGUCCUGCACCAGUCCACAACGCUUGCCUCCCUUGACCAGCAGGAGGUGCUCCAGCUAUUGCAGAACACAGCAAAAAGGCAGGACCCAGAGUCCAGUAAGAAGCAGAAAAGUGUACGUUUCAACAUUGCUGGACAUGACCAGAGUGGAGAGAGUGAAGCAGACGAUGGAGCAGACAUCAGUAUUGAGCAGCAGCAAGAUCUCUCUAUUUAUCGCAGUUUUUGUGCUAUCAGAAACAUAAUGGAUGCCAUUGCCUUCUGUUCUGAAAAUGCAGAUCUUGAAUUAAUGAAUCCUAUCUGUGUGAGGAAAGCUCCUCGACCCCGGAGUCUGUCGAAAUCCUUCACAUGUGAAGUAAGUGUCAGCAGCAGUGAGGGCGAAGACAGCAGCAGCCAGUACACCCAAAACAUCAGCCGAUCUGUCUCGGGAAACUUCAUCAGGUGUACAUCUGGGAAUUACAGCCAAUCCACAGUAGGGAACAGCGGUCAGGUUAUUGACAAGGACAGCUUUCAGGAUCUGUAUGAUCAGUCAGUGACUCAGAAACUGAUGGACACGCAGAACCAUCUAAAGAAGCUACAUCCACUAACAUACAGGGUUGAAGUGCUGGAGGAUAUAUUUUCUUUACUGUUUGCCACACAUCGGGAUGUCCAAGAAUCUUCCAACACAACCGACUUUGAUAGUGAUGAAGGACAUGAGGAUGGGAGCAAGAGGAACAGCCAGGAGAAUAUGUCCCUCAACACUUCACUCAUUUCAGAGGAGGAUACAUCACCUCUGGCCCAGAAGACUGAUUUCUACUCGAGCCAGCCACCUUCACUCAGUAGUCAAAGUGUCCCUGCGAGGGGAUCAGGUUAUGAUGAACCAUUCCGGGAAGAUCCCCCUGCACAGGUAUCUCAAUCUGUCCACAAGAAAGUACGAGUUCCUCAGGAUCAGUUGGCUGAGGAGGUCAGGAAGUCGGCGUCUGCUCUACUGAACUCAGACAACACCAAGAAGAUGAAUAACUCGGCUGGAAAUAGAGCUCAUGUGGCUGGACAGGGAAUAGAUAAAUGUGCUGUGUUUAAGCUGGGAUUUCUAGCAAAUGAGUACCUUGUACGCGAUCUUCUUGCAAUGCUGAAGGAGUCCCUUCUUGAUAUCAAUGCAGUUAGGUAUAAACUGACUGGACAGAAGUCAGAUUUGGGUAAAAAGUCAGAACUGAAGGCAAGCACAGACACACUGCAUGUUACUCAUGCUAUGGAGGAGGCUCUGACACAGGUUGUCAAGUCAAGUGUUGUUCCAGAAACAUUACAGAAGAGGCUGACCAGACUCACUCAGUAUAUACAUGAGGCUCAGUGGCGCUUCCAGCUGGUGUCACAUGACCAGUUGCCAAAGCAACCAGGUCAGGUUCUUCAGAGACCAGUGUUUGUUCCUGGAGAUGAUAACUUUGAUGUAUAUAGGUCAGAUGGAUGGCUGAAGGGAAGAUCCAGAAGUCCAAACAAGGACAGGAGAUCAGCAUCCCCAUCCCCAUCGCUGAAUGGAGAGAAUGACCCAUGUGAUAUUGAAGUCCGUCGUAGGCGAACCUCCGGUGUGUCUAGGACUAGUUUUAGCACUCAGAGUGGGCUGGUGCAAGCAAGUCUGGAGAUAAUUCCACUGAUGCUGUCAACUCCAGACACCCUCCUGACGAUGAGUUUAUCAAAGGGAAACUUUGCACAGGCAGCCCAAGUCAUCAAGUUGUUCAAGCUUGAGAAGUCAGAAGCAGCAGAAGAGGUGUCAUUUUCAGAGGCAUAUCACAAAGCUGCUAACAAAGUGGCAACCCUAGAGAGUUCAACAAGGGAGAGAUCUGGUGCUUCAUCUAACCUAGGUAGACCAAGCAUGAAGGCCUUGGCUAAAGUGGCAGCUGCUGGAGUUGCAUCAGCCUCGCUUUCAAAUGUGACAGAUGAGCUGUUGUCCAGCCUAAUCAUCCCAAGUUUGCCAAAGCCAAAGGCAACCUCAAACAUGCCAAAUGACAUUAUGAGAUUAUUCACUGAACUCGAUGUCAGUACAGCAAUACUUCUAGACCUUGUGUGUACCUCAUGUAGGACAUGGGACUUGUGCAAUAAACUCUUUGAUAUUAUCAAGACUAAAGUAACCAUUGAAAAUGAGGUGAGUGAAGACAUUGGAUGGCGGAACAGUACUGGUGUAAGUACCUCCAGUAGAAAGUCAAAGAGUGAUGUAGGACUGAAAGGGGCAUUAACAUUCCUUAAACAGAUGGAGAGAUUGGUGCAUGGUUUUGCAGAUGAUGCUAGUAUUGGUAAAAUAUUCACGUCUGCUGGGCCAAUGACAUCAAAGCCAAGCAUCGAGAGGCAGAUGAGAACUGGAACAUGUCCCCUUGUGGCAGAAAAAGUGAACACUUUUGUUAGUGCAGUUGAGGAAGUUAGACGAUGGGUUGACAAAAUUAACAGGGCCUUCGAAAAUGUUGGCAGUGUGAAUAGACGUGAUAGUUUGCAGCUGCCUGAAACCUCACCCCCGGUGUCUCCAGUAGACUCAUCACCCAAAUUCAGGGACUCAUCACCAAAGGUCAAGGAUGCACCAAAGUCAUCUCCAAUCCACAGUGCCUACAAGCAUUUUUGUGGAGCACUGGAAAGAUGUGCCCCAAAAGGAGGUCUGGUGUACCUCCUCAAACGAUAUGGUGUGGAGUCGUCUCAUGACAAAAGCUACCUUCAUAGUCUGUACGAACAUGUUCGGGAACUUGCAAUACUUGUUGCAGAAUGUGACGGCAGAACCAAAGAGACUGUGAUCAUACCCCAGAACUACUUCGAGAUGUUGCAGGAAGGACCGGUCACCAUCUUGGGAAGACUUAUGUUUGCCAAACGAAUGAUUCCAUCCAGAUUGGAAAGUGUGGCACAAAAGUUGAGUCUCAACCUAACACACAUCAUAGUCCACAGCUGCUGCCCCCGAAUCCCCAGCAAACACCUGCCACCAUUGCUUGCCUUGCAACUGAAUCAAGAUUAUGAAGUAUUUGGACCAAGAAUCAUUUACAACUCUGGUCAGCCUCCACCAUCAUCUCCACCACAUCCUGAAGAGAUUGUACGCCAUCUCUUGGAUAAACUCGUGACUUUAAUGAAAGAUACUGCUGCCAAGUCGAAUGCACAGGGUAUAUUUGACACAUCAUGUGCCAAGCUUGCCAUAAAAUCAGAAGAGUACAGAGACUUGUUGACCUCUACCAGUGAGCUACAGGAGGUCGACCUCUCGCUGCUUCACACCAGACAGAUGUCAUUAUGCUUCUAUGCCAAUCUCCAGAACCUCAUGACCAUACACCUGUUCCUGCACCAGAUCUGGCAGAGGACUCUCAAUCAGUCUGCCAGUGAUGUAAGUGACGAUACCACCCCCACCAUUAAUGACUUUGUCCUGGCGUCUACCAUUGACAGCAUUGUACAUCUGGAACAGUUCACUUACAGGGUAGGACAGCUUGGAGUUGUCAGUUUGUUUGAGCUGAAGCAUGUGAUAUGCCGCAUCGGACUACCAGCCCCAGUUAACUGGAGGAAACUCAUUUCCCACAAAAGUUUGGAUGUUCAUGAUAGAUGGAUGAAGUUUGCCCCUCCUCUUGAGUCUCGCCUGCUGUAUGUGCUGAGUGAAGGCUGUCUCUCCUCCCCACCAAUACAGGUGUUGAGUCCUGAGACUAUCGACACCCAGCUGGAGUCUGCCAUGAAAGACUACUUGAAUCACACAGUGGAAGUGGAUGUCAACUCCAGAAAGGUGACAAUACCCUCCCUGUUGUCAUGGUACAAGCAGGACUUCAGCCAGGCGUCAGAUGCAGAUAGUGUUGGUAUAGAAGGCCUUAUCAACUUCAUUGUAUCAACUGUAGAGGAAACAAAGGGAGAGUACAUUCAACAGCUGUUGGAUGAUGAAAGCACAGCGAAAGGUACAGGGGUACAAUCAAUUAAUAAAUAUUGUCUUAAUUUUCAGAAGACAUGGGACCAGGGGAUCAACCAUUUAUCCUUACAGUCAGUGAUUAUGUCUUUGAGUUUUCCUUUUUAUUUGAAAUGUCCAUUAUGCCCAAGGACUCUGUGCAUUCUACGCCCCACGGUUCUCUGUCCCCCUCCACGGGGACUCGAUUCCUCUUUGGACAGCUUCCUGGAGCAGAGUGAUCGCAGCUUCGUGGUGGAGACGCCAUCAUACCAGCUGACCCCGAUUACUCUGGACUAUGUGAAGAUGGAUUCAGUGUUGGUGGCAACCAUGGUCAGUCUGGUCUGUGCUGAUGAACUUGACGACAUUGAGCAUCAGAUGCAGGAUGAUCAUUUUGAGUCCAGCAGUGUAAAGAGUCGCACGACCAGCAUGUCGGACAUUAGUCUGGUCGACAUCCGUAGUUACCGUUACCAGCGGCUGAUGGACGAUUACCCCAUCCUUCAGCGCCACCUGCUCAACUAUAUCAUUCCUCUAGCAGCGGCAGAUAACCCCGAUAUUCUGUCCAGUAGUGACCAGGUGUUGAAGUUUGUGACCAAUGAGAUUGAUGACAGUGUGAAGACGUGUAUGUUUAGCCUUCAUGACAGUAUCCAGUUCCAGCAAGUUGUUAUGGACAUCAUUAACAGGCUUCUCGUUGGACGCAAGUGGUCAGCCAUCUUGCUGAUCCUGAAAAGUAUUCCAGAGAUUACCAUGAAGCAGCGCCGUGACUGGCAGAUUCUCCAUGACUUCGUCCUAGGCUGCUGGGCAGAAGAAGAGUCAGAACACAAUUCAAACAGUCCCGAGAUCGUCAAUAGGCUGAGACGGUUCUACUGCCCGGACUCGCAUGCUCGCUCGGUGAUGUCAGUGUGCAGUCGGCUCCCGGUGGAUUAUGGUAUAGACCUAGUGGAGAGUUGCAUGGUUGAGACAGUGAGUGGAGAGCUGAAGACAGCUUUAACAAACAAACUGAAGGAACUUAAAGUCUAUCUCAGAAUGACAGACAGUGUGAAGAACCUUCAGUUCAAGCUGUCCAAAAGGUCAGCAGAGUUAAUCAGAGCAGAAGACAUUGAGUCAGCAAGGGAGUACCAUUCAGCUCUAGAGAAGUUCACUGAUUGGAGGAGAGUGGUCACAUGUUCUGGAACCUCCCCAAAAGAAGUGCUGACCAUCCUGCUACGGACUGGCGAUUUUGAAAUGAUCCGAGAUUGGAGUCAACUCCAUCCUCUUCCCCAGAGCCUUAAAUUGGAGAUAGAGGAGAAACACUUGAUGUCGCUACUCGGUACUGACAAACCAAACACAGCCAAGGCAUUCCAGAUCUUGGAGGAAAUGAGGAAAAAACAGUCAUCAAUCUGUCUGUCCAUCUGCAACAGUCUGCUGAAGAAGCUGUCCAGUCAUCUUGACAUCCAGUUCCUCACCAGCUACAUGCUGAACCAGCUGGAGACGGAGCUCACAGACAGCCAGACAGAAGACCUUAGACUCAGACAUAUAGGGGCCAAGGCAUUGUUGUGUUUACCAACUUCAAUCAGGCGUGAAUACUCCCAUCUCAUCUCAACACCGCACCUGAUCCUGGAGCAGCUACUUAUGAACAUGAAGUCUGACCUGGCUGGGAAAGUCUUCCAGAAGAUAAAACAUGAUUACUUCCUUGUGAAGACGGCCUCUCUCCGCUAUAGUGUGGACCAGUUCAACGACUUGCUGGAGACAUAUGCCACAAAGGCUGUUGAGGUCAUGGUCGUCCAGUGUGUCGAGUCUGAGAAGGAGAGAAGUCAAAGUGCAGGGUCUAGCAGUUCUGGCAGGACUGAAGACAAUGAUGUCUCCAUGACACAAGGCCAGAGAUUCCUGGGAGAGUCUAUCCGUGUCCGGAGAAGGGGUAUGGAGGGGGCAGUCUCACCAAAGCCACGAGGACCUUCCCCAGUAACAGCAAGCCCCAGCAAACAGUCGUCGUCGCCACAUCCAGCUGUGCCCAAGUUUGUGAUGCCUGCUCAUCCUCCAGCCAAAGAGGACUGGGUCCCUGACUCAGCAGCCUCUAACUGCAUGGUGUGCAACGAGAGAUUCAGUAUGUUUAACCGACGUCACCACUGUCGUCGAUGUGGCCGUGUGGUCUGCGCUACUUGCUCCACCAAGCGGACAAUCAUUGAUGGCGAAUCUUCCAGGACCUGUGAUGACUGUUACAAACAGAGAUUUGGUUACAGUGAUUCCAAGAGCCAGGGAGAGAUCUACAGUCAGCGCAGAGAGAGUGUGAUGAGUCCGGGCAGCUCUCUGUAUGGCUCGGUCAGUAGUGGAGUGACUUUCCCUGGCGGGGGGCGGCCCUCAGAGAUGGUAGUAGCUGACAGCUGGAUGCUGCGUAAUGAAGAAACAUACGACCAUGAACUCAGAGAGGAGUUCUACUAUGAACAGGAGCCUAGUGUCUCGCUCUGCAUCUCCAUCCUUGGUAACCAUAGCCACCAGAAGGAGUGUGGCCAGCAGAUGCUGAAUAUGUGUGACUAUCUGUCAGAGUUCCUGCAGCCAAUAUCUCCUGGCGUCCCCAAUCCUGAAGUAGACUACAGCCUCAUUAUCAGUAUGAUGCGUCAGCUGUUGUUCCAAGCCAAGCUGAAAUUCCUGCACUGUGGGGAGAACCAGGGUGUGGGCUUGUGUGACAUGUACCAGACUCGGGUGGACCUGCUCAAGAUACUAGUAGGGGACAACUACAAAGACCUACCAUCUAUCAAGGAACUCACCAAGGUCGACACUGUCAGACGUCUACGCGACAAACUGAUAGAAGAUGAGCGUCUGCGCCUGGCAAUGGAGGUGUCCACCAAGUGCGGCCUGGACACAGGUGGGGUGUGGGCAGCGUGGGGCAUGGCCUGUCUACAUACAGGGGACUACACUGGGGCCAAGGAGAAGUUCUCCCACACACUCAAGAGUCCAAAUGACAAGAAUCAGCUGACCCCUUCAUCGCGUCUAUUGAUGGAGAUAGUGGACUACCUGGAGUCAAUGCCCAUCACUGGUACCACUGAGAUCCAGAUGCUAUUGUCCAGCCCAGCUUCCAUGAAGAGUCUCAUCAACCUGCCAUCAGCUAGUCACAGCGAGGAAGGAAGCAUUGAGACAACCCAGUUCCAGGAGUGUCUCUUCUACCUUCGCACUUACGGCACAUUCCUGGAACAUCUGACCUUCCUCCGUCGCAAUGGCUACUGGAUGAAAGCAGCUCAGUUUGUUCUAAAAAAUAGAUGCUCCAGUGAGGUGUUUGUUGAGGUGUUGCUGACGUCGGCGCUGAUGUCCGGGGAGCUGGGGAAGUUGCUGGACCAGAUGUUGAUGCUGGAUGCCAGCCUGGAGAAGUGGAACCCUUACCUGACUGCCACCUGCAAAUAUCUCCUGAAACACAAGCUCCUCAAUGCCCUCCAUCAGGUCCAGCUCUUUAUGAAGGACUACAUACGAGCAGCCAUGACCUGCAUCACCCACUUCUACCAACGUGGGGCCCAGAGUUACCUUGACCUUGCUGGCCAUCUACAGUUCCUGUUCAUGGCCCAGCAGCACAUGCAGGCGUUCCUCGACCCUUCCAAGUGGGACAGUGUCCGCCACCCAAACAGCAGCCCCUCCAUCAGGAAGGGACCAGAUUGGAGCGGACACACUGAAUCGGCUGUCAGACUUGUCCUCACCCCAGAUGAAGUCACCAAACACAUCCGGACAAUCGCACUUCAAAUUGAGGUCACAAAGUUCCUGGAACAGUGCCUGACCAAUCAGGAAGCAGAAUCCACUGCUCUUGCUGCCAGCUAUGUGGUGGAAUCCCAGGCUUGCAACCUACCUACCAUGUUUGGUAACAGUAAGGCCAGGGCUGACCUAGUCAGUAUGAUUCUGUUGAGUGGAAAUGACAUCUCAAUCAGCUUCGAUCUGGCAAUCAGAAUAAUUCAGGCACAAGAUAUCGACGAUAACUUCAAAGUAAUCAACGAUGCAAAGAAUAAGACCUACAAGAUUGACGACCUAUAUUCACACACACUGCACGAGAUGGCCAAACACAAGCACUAUGCUCUUAUCAGGACGAUGCUGGACUGUGUGGAGCAGUCACGGAUCGGCAAUGAUGACACGCUUGAUGAGAUCAUCAGAGCUUCCUUGCUUGUCCUGGCUGACAAGGAGAGUGAGGUGAAAGAAGUUGACAAUCUGAUCAAACUCCUCCGCAAAGAUUCUAACAAGAUUAAUGCAUUUAUCCUGUGUGGGAAGUUGAGUUCGGCGUACCUGCUGGCAGUGAAGGGGGAGCGAGUGGAGGAUGUGCAGCGGAUUGCAGGGGCAGCACAGCGCUUGAACCAGGGUGCAGUCAGGAACAUCUGCAACAAAUGGCUGCAGCAGAGGAAGUAGCUACCAGGCAUCUCUUGUUGAUAUUGUAUGAUGAUUUAUACAGUGUACAGAAAAGCAAUUGCUCUGGAGGUCAGGGUUUGGGGCACAAGUUAAACAAUAGGUUGCUUUAUUUCUAAUAUUUCUAAUUUGUUUUUACAGACAAACUUGAGACAUGAAGAUGUAUGUAAAUAUCUAAUUUUAUUGUAUAGGAAAUUACCUAUUUUUUGAAAAUUAUGAAAGGAAACUAAUGUUUCCUCAUGUUUAAACUGUAAAAAAAUCCAAACAAUUUUGCCUUUUAUUGAACAGAAAAUCUAUGUAAAAAUAUACAGUUGUUUGAGAAAUAAUAUUUUCUUAAUAUCCUUAUUGUUCCUGUGCUUAGAAAAGUUUGUUUGUAUUGUGAAUAGAUUUAGUUUAAAUCUGCAAAUUUCUAUUAUUUAUUACUUUCAGUAUAUUAUAGAUACAUGACUUGUAAAUAAUAAUGAUUGACUGUACAAAGAAAAAAAUGUAAUAUGUGAUAUGAAUCAAGAAUAUGAUGUAGUGGAACUGUUUUGAUUUUUCAGAUUGAAGUGUUAUGACUCCAUGUUCUUUCAAUUUGAUGAUACAGUGGCAAUCAUUAUAAAGGGUCUUUAGUUCGUGUGUGCUGAUAUUUUUUGAAGGUAUAAUACAUUUUUGCUGUUUCAGUGUCCUGCUUUCAGUUUACUGAAUAUAUGUUUUAUUUAGGUUCGAGACUAGAUCCUGAAUAUAGUUUCCUUUCUGUGUAGUUUAGUUUUAGUAUCUUUUAUGUUCAUAUGUUUUAACUAUUUUAUGAAAGAAAAGGCAUGUAUACAUUGUAUUUUUCGUUUAGAAAAACUCGUUUCAAACUUGUGAAGUAUAUAUUUUAUGUUCUACAUGCCAACUGAAUGUGACACAUAUUGUCGACAUAAUUCAAGGGGUACUUUAAACAAAAGCUUAUUUAAACGUGCAGAGUAAAGUGCUGCUUGUUUAAAAAAUUAUUGUGAUACAAACAUAGUGGCAAUAUGUAUUUAUAUAUGUACACAAAUGUAACAAAUCAGUAACAUUUCAAAUGGCUAUACUUCCUUGAGGUUCUGUUUGUGCAGUGACAACACUAUUAAGUACGAAUGGCUUGUGUCAUUGACCGUGGCUGACAAACCUACCGAUAAGCCUCACAGACAAAAGCUACCGGUACCUAAUGUGGGCUUAUGUUAAAUGUAGAGGAAGGUGAAGGUAACUUUGAGUGUUUGAUAUAUGUUGAGAGUUGAAAGCAUAUUGAUUUCUCCAUUUUCAUGCAAACAGGUAUGAGAUGGAUUUCCAUCAUAUAGAGCUGCAUGUCUGUUUCAGCUUGUUUAAGAUACCAUAUGAUCAUUUCUUUAUCAUCCCCAAGGGAAAUUUGUUUUGCAUCAUGCAGUGUUUGAACUUAUACUAAGAAAAACCCUUGAAGGACCAGCCCAAUAUUCACUAUUUAAGUAUUUAUGGAUCAUAAUAAGAACUAUUAAAUACUUUAAUAUUGAAAAUUGGGGUGGUCCUUAACUUUUUAGUUGAGUAUAUGAUCAGACCCCAAAUCUUUUAUUGCCUGCUUCGUUUUGCAUUUGUCAGAGAGUCAUAGAUGGGGAGUGAGUGAGUUUAGUUUAAGUCUUUAAAUAGCAUUUAGAAGUGAUGCACAUAAAGAUGAAAUUUAUGAAUGUCAAUUUCUGUUAUAUGAUGAACUCAACGUUUUGGAGUGUAGUCUUACUGCUGCGUCAAGUGAUCAUUCACCUGAAGGCGUAACAAUAUACCGGUACACUAAAACGUCCCCAAUUUGUUGUAGGUUACUGAAAUACAUAAUUCUUAUUCAAAAGCUUUAAACAUAUUGCAUUUCACACAGAGGUGUAAAUGCCAAGCUUAUGUUUUCUGUAUCUAAUGGGUAAAAUUGACCAUUGACAUCAAAUGAUUUCCAUUUACAUUACAUGUACAGUAAUUUGUUUAUAACUAACGGGGUCAUGACGAACUGAUGGAUAUAGCAAUUUUUACAUGCUGUAUAUGUAAGUGGAAAUGUCUAUGAUGAGUUACUGUAGUAGUUCCUUAUAGCAGUAGUUUACAGUACUUCUGUUUCUGAAUUUUAUUUGACUUGGUAUGUCUUUUAUUGUUUCAACAUGUGUCAGUAUAACCAGUCAAAACAUUACAUUUAAUGAAGUUUCAAACGUUUGUAGAAACACAUCCAGAUAUUUAAUGAAUAUUUUUUGUUGAUGAAUCAUAGGAUAAUGAUAGUGCCAUUAUUGCUAAGUCUGUUCAUCACAAAACAGAAAGACUCUUUCCUGGAAGUACAUAGAAUUGUUGGAGAAUUACAGUGGAGCAGUUAAGCUGAACUCCUGGCCAGCCUGUACUUAGUUAAUAUCAUGUGAUAGCUUAGUGUUGUGUUGAAGCCCCAAGUCAUCUGGUGCUUGGAUUUCACCAUGAUGUCCAACCCACAAAGACAAUGCUGAGGUCACCAAACUUCACAGCUUGUGAUCCAUGAAUGAUGCUUAUACACAGAGCUUGAUUAAUGAUUGUGAUGAUGUGCAAGACACUGCAGGGAUUAUUUUUGUAUGAAUAUUGAUGUGAAUUAUUAGAACAACAUUACUGUACUUUUCACAUGUCAGUCAGACGUGUGAAGCACACAUUAUUUGUGUUAAUGUUGUAUUGACAUAACAAACUUUUGAUAGUGCUAUCUAGAAAGGAGAGUGUGGGUGAUGGGUGCUCUUUUAAAACCUAAAUGUUAUGUUCUGAGGGGAAUAACUGAAUAAGAUUUAUUUGGAGUUCAUGGAAAAAAGACGAUGAUUACCACUGAGUUAGAAAGACUAAGUUCUCCUUGUUGUGACACAGCUUAAGUUCAUUUUGGUUUGAGGAGUACAUAUAUUUUAGUAGCCAUAUUUCAUCCAAUCCUUAUGCAGUUAUCCCACAACUGAAUGCAACCAAAUGAAAUCAAGAGAGGCUUAUUUCAUAAACAUUUGUAUAUCUACCUUUCAGAGGUGUUUCGAUAAAUGAUUCAAAUGAUAUCAGGUUCUAAGGAAGUACAGAUAACCAUAUUUACUAGUGAGAUGAUUUAUGAUUCUGAUUGUCAAAGGUAAUUUUCUCUGAUAUCAGCUUUGUGACAUCACAAUGAUAAAGCAUCAGAAUCUAGGAAAUCAUUGUGAAGCGGCCAAUCUGAAUCAAGACCUUCUGAAGCCAAUCCAAUGAAAGGAAAAGCCAGUUCAUCCUGUAGAAUGUUUCCAGCUAGUCUUAACCAGUUGCAAGUUGUUUAAAAAACUGCAUCAUGUAGUAACAUUUGUGGAAUUUGACUUUUCAGUGCAGUGUUUAUUGAGGUGAUUUUUGUAAAUUCCAUUAUAUAAUGAAUAAUGGAAGGUGUGAGUGAUUGACUGAUAAAAUGUCAUAAUGCGAAAACGUGUUGUGAAUGUAUGGCUAGUAACUGCAUCUAUUGUGUGUCCUGUUCCAAUAUAACAUAUGUAUUUGACGUGUGUCUUGUUCCGAAUAUUAUUAAACUGUUUUAUCUGA
This is a messenger RNA of Haliotis rubra (blacklip abalone), 13245 nucleotides long. RefSeq names its product zinc finger FYVE domain-containing protein 26-like. Gene Ontology annotation, molecular function: phosphatidylinositol-3-phosphate binding; metal ion binding. Gene Ontology annotation, biological process: regulation of cytokinesis; double-strand break repair via homologous recombination; mitotic cytokinesis. NCBI's taxonomy places the organism in Eukaryota, Metazoa, Mollusca, Gastropoda, Lepetellida, Haliotidae. Gene Ontology annotation, cellular component: lysosomal membrane; midbody; centrosome. The record is from RefSeq and is a predicted model, not a curated record.